UCUCCACCAGCCCUCUCGGCCACGGCCUGCAGUAUUCGCAAGCAAGCUCUGCCGUCUGUCCUCGGGCUCUCAUCGCAGCGACUACCCGUCAGCGCCACGCUUCAGCACCCUGCCGACUUCCGCAACGAUCCUUGGCGACUGCACACAUGCGCGACAUCAGCAUCUUCUCAGGCACCUCGCACCCGGCCCUUGCAGAAAAGAUCUGUCAGAAGCUAGGCAUACCCGUGUCGAGGUGUAAGCUCUCAAAGUUUUCGAAUCAAGAGACCAACGUUGAAAUCUCCGAAUCUGUGCGCGAUACCGAUGUCUAUAUUAUCCAGUCUGGAUGCGGGCACGUCAAUGAUAACUUCAUGGAGCUCCUCAUUAUGAUCGCUGCGUGCCGAACCGCUUCAGCACGAAAAGUCACCGCGGUUAUUCCGUGCUUCCCCUAUGCCCGUCAGCCCGAAACGCCUUAUAAGCGGAGCGGUGGCAUCAGUGCGCGUGUGUCCCCUGGAGAUGCCGAGCGGCUUUCAAGCAUGACGGGCGGCCAUGCUCCACUUUCGGAAAUUGUCGGCACGGUCCACAAGGAUGAAAUCGUCGUCGACCACGAUCUCUCAUAUUCGAGUCCCCAGCUCUUUCAAACGAGAUCAUCGUCUGUCCAAAGCCUCGACUAUUCAUUGAAUCCCGCAGCCUUUGACUGGGGUAGCUCGUCGACAAACGGUGGAUACAAACACUGGACUGUUCGGUCUGGAACGUUGAUUGCAAAUCUGCUUGUCGCUGCCGGCGCCGAUCAUAUCAUCACCAUGGACCUGCACGAUCCUCAAUUCCAAGGCUUCUUCGAUAUCCCUGUGGAUAACCUUGUCAGCCAGCCUCUGGUUGUCAAGUACAUCAAAGAGCAUAUCCCCGACUACCGAUCGGCUGUAAUUGUAUCGCCUGAUGCAGGCGGCGCCAAACGAGCCACAAUUGUAGCGGACAAACUCGGCAUGGAUUUCGCCCUGAUCCACAAGGAGCGACGCCAUGCUGCCAGCUCGGCUACCGAUAUGAUGCUUGUCGGUGAUGUCAAGGACAAAGUUUGCAUCCUCAUUGACGACAUUGCCGACACCUCUUAUACCAUGACGAAAGCCGCGGCCCUCUUGGUAGAAAAAGGAGCAACGAAGAUAUACGCUGUGAUUACCCAUGGUAUCAUGUCCGGUAAUGCCAUCAGCCGCAUCCAAGAAUCACCGAUCGACGAGGUCAUUGUCAGCAACACUGUCCCACAGGCGACGCACAUGGAACAAUCUUCCAAGAUCAGAGAGUUUGAUGUGGCUGCCAUUUUCGCCGAAGCCAUUCGUCGUAUUCAUAACGGCGAGAGUGUGUCAUUCUUGUUCGAACAAGUUCCAUACUAGAUUUCUCCCGCUCCGGCUGCGUGGAUCAGCAUCCGAGGCCUGAAAACAUGUCUCGAACCGAGAAGCGCGGCUCCUCAGAAGUGUGGAAGUCUUGUAUCCGACGAAAUGUAAUCUGUUCAUAUUUUGAUCAACGCUCACGCGCUCGAUGAGUUCCUUCCAAAGAUCCUGGGGUCUAGGACCUCGGGGUGUAUUGUGGCGGCUCUUCGGUGGACCCAACCACGGGUAUUCAUUUGCUUCGUGAUCACAACAGUGCCCACCACCCAUGGCUGCGGAUAUAUGUCGUGGAAAGCGCCAUCCCGAAUACAGUCAAUCCAGGAUUUUGAGCAUGG
This is a messenger RNA of Polychytrium aggregatum, 1690 nucleotides long. Its product is annotated as phosphoribosyltransferase-like protein. Gene Ontology annotation, molecular function: ribose phosphate diphosphokinase activity; magnesium ion binding. Gene Ontology annotation, biological process: purine nucleotide biosynthetic process; 5-phosphoribose 1-diphosphate biosynthetic process; ribonucleoside monophosphate biosynthetic process. The record is from RefSeq and is a predicted model, not a curated record. Bases 147 to 1361 code for a protein of 404 amino acids. The transcript has 4 exons. Gene Ontology annotation, cellular component: ribose phosphate diphosphokinase complex; cytoplasm. Lineage: Eukaryota; Fungi; Chytridiomycota; Chytridiomycetes; Polychytriales.